Menidia menidia (Atlantic silverside) is the source of this 852-nucleotide messenger RNA. The record is from the annotation of a GenBank genome assembly. Lineage: Eukaryota; Metazoa; Chordata; Actinopteri; Atheriniformes; Atherinopsidae.
AUGGCCAAAAAGCGGAGAGACGUACGGGACUCGGACGGUUCGUUGUUGGGGCAAGAAGACGUGAAGUCCAACGAUAGUGACUCGCAGUUUCUGAAAGAGGCUAAACAUAGUAUAGGAGGUUCCACACGCAUGUCUCUGCUGAUUUUGGUGUCCAUCUUCGCCUGCUCUGCUUCCGUCAUGUACCUGGUCUACAGAAACUUCCCAGAGCUUCCCGAUGAUGAAAUGGAAAAAAUCAAGAUCCCCAAGGACAUGGACGAUGCAAAAGCAUUGGGAACCGUAUUGUCUAAAUAUAAGGACACCUACUACACCCAGGUGUUGGUGGCCUACUUUGCAACUUAUAUCUUCCUCCAGACGUUUGCUAUCCCAGGAUCAAUCUUUCUCAGCAUCCUGUCUGGCUAUCUUUACCCUUUCCCUUUGGCUCUGUUCUUAGUUUGUUUGUGCUCCGGCCUUGGUGCUUCCUUCUGCUACAUGUUGUCGUAUCUCGUUGGCAGACCAGUGGUGUACAAAUACCUCUCUGAGAAAGCACAGAAAUGGUCCCAGCAGGUUGACAAACAUCGAGAUCAUUUGAUCAAUUACAUCAUCUUCCUGAGGAUAACCCCCUUUCUUCCCAACUGGUUCAUCAACAUCACUUCCCCUGUCAUCAACGUGCCUUUGGGCGUUUUCUUCGUUGGCACCUUUCUGGGAGUGGCUCCGCCGUCGUUUGUGGCGAUCAACGCGGGAACGACCCUCUACAAACUGACCACGGCCGGCGAAGCCGUGUCCUGGAACUCCCUGGCCGUGCUGGGCAUUCUGGCCGUGCUGUCCAUCCUGCCUGUCUGCUUCCAGAAGAAGCUGCAGCAGAAACUGGAGUAG